Molecule: messenger RNA, 1350 nt
Organism: Chelmon rostratus (copperband butterflyfish)
Lineage: Eukaryota; Metazoa; Chordata; Actinopteri; Chaetodontiformes; Chaetodontidae
Product: adult enhancer factor 1-like
Exons: 3
Coding region: 1-1350 (449 amino acids)
Biological process (GO): regulation of transcription by RNA polymerase II
Molecular function (GO): RNA polymerase II cis-regulatory region sequence-specific DNA binding; DNA-binding transcription factor activity
Source: RefSeq, a predicted model, not a curated record
AUGGCCUCUCUGCGGUACCUGAACGCCUUUAUCUCCGAGCGGCUGGCGGCGGCGGCUGUGGAGAUCUUCCUGGCGGUACAGAAAACGCUGAUGGAGUACCAGGGAGAGAUCAGCCGGUCCAAGCAGGAGAUAGAUCACCUGCGGACACUGGCGCUCUGGCCUGAAUCUCCGCUCUCAUGUCAUUCAGCAGCUCAUCAGUUCAGUCCUCACCGCUAUGACCAGGACGAUCAGGAGAGCUGCCCUGAGGAGGAGUGGACCCCGCAUGUGAGCCCGGACCACCCGAGCAGCCCACAUAUUAAAGAGGGACAUGACCGGCGAGGGCGGGCCUGUGGGCAGCAGAGCGAUGCCACUGUGUCUCCUCAGUUUGUGAGAGGAGAAGGUCACGCCGGGACGCCCUCACACCUCUACAGGAUAUUAACUGUUGAACAGACAGCAGAUAUCAGAGCUGGUGAUGGGCCCCGCCUUGGAAGAAAUCCACAGUCCUCUGCACUUCGGCGAGAAGCCCUGACAGAUCCACUUGAGGUCACUCGUGAGCAGGAUGGGCCCGAUGAGCAGCCGUACAGUGAACAAGACUGGAGCCCCUGUCAGGACCACGACGACCCCGAUCCCCCUCACAUCAAAGUGGAAGAGUGCACCAUUCCUCUGGAAGAGACUGGCCACGACUACAAAAUACCUGCGCAGUCAGAGAGGAGUGUUUAUGAUGAGCCUCUUUCUUCAAGUCCCGGCCACAACCAGUCCCUGACCAACCAAACAUUUUACACAUCAGAGGACAGGAGAAGAGAUGAUGAAGGAGAAAGCUGCCGACUGUCCGGACCGAGCAGAGUUUCCCACCACUUCUGCUCUGUAAAUCAAAGCGACUAUGGUGAGAAUACAGAAGGUGUGGUGAAUGGAGGAACGAGGUCAAAGAAUAUGCAAAACUCCAACUUGUGCGCUGAAGGAAGGGACAGUGUCGGCGUGGAAGAAGAUUUAAGUGAUCCCACCAGGGAGAGGAGGCACACUUGUCCCGUCUGUGCGAAACGUUUUAAAGAGUCGAGCCAUUUGAAGGAUCACGUGAGAAUCCACACGGGAGAGAAGCCGUUCCAGUGUAAGGAGUGUGGCGUGAACUUCAGACAGAGUGGGGCUUUGACGCUACACAUGAGAAUCCACACGGGGGAAAGGCCGUACCGGUGCACCGACUGCGGCCGGCGCUUCAGUCGAAAAGGCGACAUGGAGACUCACAGGGUGACGCAUACAGGGGAAAGACCCCAUCUGUGUGUGGUGUGUGGGAAAAGCUUCAAGAGGAAGAGCAACUUAAGCACACACCUGAAGAUUCAUGCAGAGGGCAAAAUGGAUUCCACUCAGCCACUGUGA